Molecule: messenger RNA, 162 nt
Organism: Galeopterus variegatus (Sunda flying lemur)
Lineage: Eukaryota; Metazoa; Chordata; Mammalia; Dermoptera; Cynocephalidae
Gene: ATP8B1-AS1
Exons: 2
Coding region: 1-162 (53 amino acids)
Source: RefSeq, a predicted model, not a curated record
AUGCGCAGAAAUCGGAAGCUCACAAAAAACAAAAAGUUGUUCAGCACUUUGCACUGUUCUACUUUAUGUCCAACAGAUGGCAAAGCACAGGAAAGACAGAAGGAACAGGGGACUGGCCCUUUCAGGACAGAAGCCCACAUUUGGCUGGAGAGAGAAGACUAA